Messenger RNA from Cooperia oncophora, 375 nucleotides. The record is from the annotation of a GenBank genome assembly. Lineage: Eukaryota; Metazoa; Nematoda; Chromadorea; Rhabditida; Trichostrongylidae.
AUGGAACGCUAUGUACCUCUGCAGAAGUCGAUUUCAGGAAUGCAUACACCUGGUGUGAUAACUGCUUUGGUGCAACUGGCACCCCCUUUCUCGGGUAUCAUCACGGGAUGGUCGUUUUUUGCAGUUGCAUGGUUCAGCAUUGGGAACAAGAUUCUCACGAAGCACAUCGUGCAACAAGGUGCCGCAUCGGAGUGGUCGAUGGUGUUUCGUGUCUCCGCUCUUGUGGCGGCUCUCCCUGUUUUCGUGUUCACAUGGUGGGGAUCGGCUGAGAGACAGCUGUGGGCAGCACCAUCUUCAAAGAAUUCUGUGUAUUCGUUUUCCACGGAUAGAAGGUCAAGGAAUACCGGUGAAUCCUUUAGUCAGGUGAAUAAUUGA